AUGAACCUAGAUGGGUUCGAUUUCUGUACAGGUGUGGAGCCGUCUGCUGCCUCAGAUGGAAGUACAGACGAUAUCAAAAACAAGAAAGAAGAUGGAAAAGCGGUGCAGAAUCUUCCCGGCGGCCUCAAGCUUUGUUGUGUUCUGGCGAUGGCAAUCCUCCUCUUGGCUUUGCUUCCGAUGGCUGAGCUGGAUCCCAGAUUCCCAGAUGCUUCCAAGGGCUUAGCAGUCCUCAUGGUCACGGCGUUGUUCUGGAUCUCAGAAGUGAUGCCACUUUCGAUCAGCAGCCUGCUUCCGAUGGGUCUUUACCCUUUGUUUGGGGUUGUCAAGGCAUCUGCCUUGGCUCGGAAGUUCUUUUCUGGCACAUCUUUCCUGUUCAUUGCGGGCUUCUUGCUGGGCCUCGCUAUUGAGCGAUGGAACUUGCACACCCGCUUCGUUCGCAUCGUGCUGUCACAGAUUGGAAAUCGUAUACAGUUCUAUCUUGCUGCGUUUAUGCUCACUACAUGGCUUCUCAGCAUGUGGAUCUCCAACACAGCCACAAUGCUGUGCAUCAUGCCCGUAAUGAAGGCUUUCCUUUCAUCGCUUGAAGGAGGACAUCCAUCGUUCCAUAGCACUAUGCUUCUAGCUGUAGGCUACUCUGCAACUGUGGGCGGGUUGUCAACUCCUGUGGGCACGCCCACCAAUGGUAUCUUCAUGGCCAUGUUCCAAGAGUUCUGGCCAGAUGAGGAGGAGUUUUCUUUUGCAAGAUUUUGCUUGGUAGCCCUGCCCUUGUCAGUCUUGCUUCUGCUAUGUGUAUAUGUUCUUACCUGCAUUGUCUAUGCGUGCAGUGGCGCACGUAUUGUCGUUAACCGCGAAGCUUUCCUUGGCACGCAGCAGCUGGGCAAAAUCACCUUCGAGGAGAUGGUGGUUAGCUUCAACAUGAUGUGCCUGGUGAUCCUGUGGUUCACUGCGUCUAGAAUCGACAGGUUUCCUGGGUGGAAAAAAUGGGUGUCGACAGAUCUCGACAGCGGGUCCAUCGGCCUUUUGCUGACACUUCCGUUCUUUCUGAUACCUUGUGGUCGUUGGUUGCCUCCUGCCUUGAGACGUGCUCUUGGUGAAGAUCGCUGCCAAUCGGUUUGCAAGGGCCCCAGCCCCAACUACAUUUUGGACUGGGAGAGCGUAAAGAGGGAUUUCAGUUGGGAGAUCCUUUUCGUCUUCGGUGGAGGAGCACUCGUGGCUCAUGGUACCGUGGAAAGUGGCCUGGCACAGGUCAUUGCCGAGGCUCUUGAGAACCUGGGCCUCAACAUCUUCAUAUUCAAUCUCGUUGUGGUGACAGUGAUCUGCUUUGUGACAGAAGUGGUUUCCAACAUGUCUACGUUGAACAUUUUCGGUCCAAUUAUGGCCACUGCUGCCCAGCAUAUGGGGAGCAGUCCUGUUCAGCUUCUUUUGGGUGUGUCCUUCGCCUCAUCAUUUGCUUUCAUGUUGCCGGAGUCGCCGUCAUCACGGAUGGAUCUUGCUUCGCCAUCGCAGCUUCUGCGGAAGUCGAACUCGCGCACCAUCUCUGCCGUUCAGGUGGUAGUCCGCUUUCGGCCCCCGGUCAUGGAUGACGAGCAACAGGACUCCAUCUCCUUCUCCAUCCACCCAAAUGGAAGAAGUGUCUCAUCGGCAGACAGUGCUUACGUCUUUGACUUCAACAAGGCCUUUGGAGAGGCUGCAACGCAGGACGACAUUUUUGAAGCUGUCGGCAAGCCGAUUGUCUCGGACGUUCUCAGCGGAUACAAUGGGACAAUCCUAGCCUAUGGACAGACGUCUUCUGGCAAGACGCACAGUAUGUACGGUCCCGGGAAUGUUGCAAUUGACAGUGUGCCGCCAGACUUACAAGGUAUCGUGCCAAAAGCCUCGCGCUUCGUGUUUGAUCACAUCGAAGCGAGUGUCGACUAUGACACGGAGAUCACAUUGCGCUGCAGCUUCAUGGAGCUAGCUUCCGGCUGCCAUGUCUCCAUGGCUCCGCGACCGCCUCAGGACAUCUUCGAGGUGCCGGGAGGUCGCGAGCUGCCGAACAAGUCACACUUCUUUGUUCAGGCGCUUGCUGCGGGGCCCAGGCGUCAGCCCUACUGCCCGAGCGUCUACGGAGAGGAUGUGGGAGAUGUGAGAUCGUCUUCGCCCACGGGAGCCACUCUGCUCCCGAGGAGGCCCUCGACUUCGGAUUCCACCACGGACAAGGUGGCACAGAUGAGAUCCCGCAUUUUGUCCCUCAAGGAGCUCCGAACGCAGACCGAUGGCGAUUCGAAUGCGCCAGAGACGACCCCUGUUCCUGACCAGCCGGCUGGGCCGCCGGCAGCCUCUGCAACUCAGCCGCAGGAGAGGCUGGCUUCCAUCAUGAGCUUCCUGGACGAAGUUGAGGAGUCCUCGAAAGCCGAUAUCUCCUCGAUUAUCUUGUCAACUCGUUCAUCCCGAAGCGCAGGCGAGAACGAAGUCUCAAGGUCUCUGAUUCCAUCGGGCCUGACUCAGGAUGCAGCAGCAGUGCAAUCCAGAGCCUCGAUGCUUGAGGUGGAAGUUCAAGACAAGAAGCACAUCAUCGACUCUCUCAAGAGGGCACUCCACGAGUCUCAGGAACGUGAGAAGGAGAAGGUGCAGGCCACGGUCAAGGAAUGGGAGGAGAAGUUGCAGCAGCAGAAGGCACAGUACGAGGCCGGCAGUGAGCGGCACCUGAAGCUGGUCGAUCGACUGCUCAAUGACAAGACAGAGCUCACGAGAAGAUGCGAACUCUUUUCAGACGAGCUCAAAGCCGUGGAGCGGAAGUAUCAAAUGAAGAUCGAGGAGAUGGAGGAUCAUGCUGCAAAGGAGCUGGCCAAGAACAAGCAAAACUGGAUUGCAACGGAACGCUUGAAGCGGGAGGCAUGGGAAAAGGAUAAGGUAAAGGAAAUCAAGGACAUGACCGUGAAAGGCCUACAGCCUGAAGUGGAGCGCAUCUUGGCCGAAAGAAAGCAGGAGAAGGUUCGCCUGGAGGAGCAGAAGACAGAGGCCCUGGAGGAGCAGAGGAGGGAGCUUCUUAGCUUGGCACAGCAGCAACUCCAGGAACUUCGCGAGCAGAAGCAUCGCGAGACGGAAGCAGCGCUCGAUCGGGAGCGGGAAGCUCACCGGCAGAAGGUGCGUGACGAGUUCGAGCGGUUCAAUCGUGAGUUGCAGGAGGAGAGGACAAAAUGUGCUGCUGAUUUGCUGGCAGAGCGGCGGUUGCGUGAAGAGCUCAUCCGACAGGCUGCAGAGGGCUCGGAGGUGAAAUUACGAGAAGCGCUUGCUGCAGAACGUGCGCGGCUUCAGUCAUCUCUGAACGAAGCAGAGGAGCGUCUCGCGGAAGCCAACCGCCAGCACCAGGACCAGCUUUCUCAGCUGGAAGCACGAUUGCGAGCUCAAGCAGAAGCCAACUACAAUGCGCAGAAAGAAACGGCACGCCUGGAAACGGAAGAACGCGAGGCGUCCCUGCGUAAAGAGCUGGCCGCUGAGCGUGAUCGCCAGUUGGAAGUCGUCAUGGAUCGCCUCAGCCGGGAACACGUGGAGCGGCAGCUGGCCAUGGAAACCGAAGCCAACAAGAAGUUGCAGGAAGCACGUGCGGCAGCAGGAGAGGAGACCGCGCGUGUAGCCAAGCAGCUGGAAGAAGCAAGGGCGGAGGCGAAGCUGGUUCAGCAGCAGAAGAAGCAGCUGGAGGAAAUGCUCUGCAACAUGAAGGAUUGUCAGACGGCCUCCGCCGAGCGCCUUGCAGAAUGCCAGCAGAAAUACAUGGACCUGGAAAGCGACCGCAAUGAGCUUCGGAAGGCUGCGGAUGAGGUUCUUCGUAAGCAUCAGAACGAGCUUCAACAGCUCGAAGACACUCGCGAAAAGGAGCUGCAAGACCUUCGUCAAAGCUUGGGUGAAGCCAUGGCCCAGAUUAAGGAGGAGCAGGCGAAGCUGGAGGAAGUGAGCAAGGAGUCUCAGCGCCGCGAAGAACAGAUCAUUGCCGAUUUGGAGGCCAAAGUCAAGAGAACUUUGCAGGCCAAGGACGAGACCAUUGGCGAGCUUCGCAAAAGGUGUACGGCACUGGACAACAAGGUUUCCGAAUUCGGGUAUCUGCUGGAGAGGCAGCGCGAAGAGCUCCUCAGCGGUCUUCUGGGGGACAGUCAGCGCUGA
Symbiodinium sp. CCMP2456 is the source of this 4140-nucleotide messenger RNA. The record is from the annotation of a GenBank genome assembly. Lineage: Eukaryota; Dinophyceae; Suessiales; Symbiodiniaceae.